Erythranthe guttata (spotted monkey flower) is the source of this 1308-nucleotide messenger RNA. RefSeq names its product ubiquinol oxidase 2, mitochondrial. Lineage: Eukaryota; Viridiplantae; Streptophyta; Magnoliopsida; Lamiales; Phrymaceae. Gene Ontology annotation, molecular function: alternative oxidase activity. Gene Ontology annotation, cellular component: mitochondrion. The record is from RefSeq and is a predicted model, not a curated record. Gene Ontology annotation, biological process: alternative respiration.
CUCAAUUCAUCAAUAAAUACCAAAUUCCACAAUAUUUGGAUUUUUUUUUUUCAUUACUCAAAUUAUUCAAUCAUUAAAAAAUUUAUCGAUGAGUCGCCGUGGAACUAUGCAGAUGACAAAGCUACUUGUCGGGCAAACCCGACAAAGGCUAUUCUCAACGGCUACUUCUAAGAAUGUCUCGAGCGGUACUAAAUUCGCUCCAAACGUCUCGGGACAAAGAUUCACAAAUCAUGGAAUCCUCGGGAGUGCCCCGAUUUUCGAAGGAAGGUAUUGGAGUACCGUGGCUUCUGAGGUAUCAAGAGAAGGUAAAACGGUACAACCACCGAAAGUGGAAUAUUCCGGCGAGGAUGAUCAUCAAGGCGGCGGCAAGACCGUUGCUAUUAGUAGCUACUGGGGGGUGGCGCCGCGUAAGAUAAGCAAGGAAGACGGCUCGCCGUGGCGGUGGAACUCUUUUCGGCCAUGGGAAACAUACACAGCGGAUACUUCAAUUGAUGUGAAGAAGCACCACAAGGCAGAUACAUUCAUGGACAAAUUUGCUUAUUGGACUGUUCAAACUCUCAAGUACCCUACAUACUUGUUUUUUCAGAGGCGUCACAUAUGCCACGCAAUGCUGCUGGAGACGGUGGCCGCCGUGCCGGGAAUGGUGGGCGGAAUGCUCCUUCACGCGAAAUCCCUCCGGCGGUUCGAGCACAGCGGUGGAUGGAUCAAAGCCCUUCUAGAAGAAGCCGAAAACGAGCGGAUGCAUCUAAUGACCUUCUUAGAACUUUCUCAGCCGCAGUGGUACGAACGAGCCCUAGUUUUCGCGGUCCAAGGCGUCUUCUUCAACGCCUAUUUUGUGGCCUACGUCGUUUCCCCGAAACUCGCCCACCGGAUUGUCGGCUAUUUGGAGGAAGAGGCGGUCAAUUCGUACACGGAAUUUCUGAUUGAUCUGGAAAAGGGGCUCGUUGAGAAUCAGCCGGCGCCGGCGAUCGCCAUUGACUACUGGCGGCUGCCGCCGGAUGCAACGCUGAAGGAUGUCGUCACCGUCAUCAGAGCCGACGAGGCUCACCACCGUGAUCUCAACCACUUUGCAUCGGAUAUCCAAUGCCAAGGGCACGAACUGAAGGAAUAUCCAGCUCCGAUAGGGUACCACUGAACUGAAGGAUUAUUCAAUUGAUUUUAAACAUUAAACUAUUUAAUUAAAUGCACUUAUAAUUGAUUUAUUAAAUUAAUUAAUUAUUUGUAUUGUGUUUGUAUGAUUCAUGCAUAAGAGCUUAAGGUGAAAAUUGCUUCAUGUUUAUAUAUAAUAUAAUUACUUUUCUUUUGUAA